Papilio polytes (common Mormon) is the source of this 1432-nucleotide messenger RNA. RefSeq names its product congested-like trachea protein (gene colt). The record is from RefSeq and is a predicted model, not a curated record. Gene Ontology annotation, molecular function: O-acyl-L-carnitine transmembrane transporter activity. Gene Ontology annotation, cellular component: mitochondrial envelope. The transcript has a single exon. The coding region runs from base 139 to 1035 and encodes 298 amino acids. Gene Ontology annotation, biological process: carnitine transmembrane transport; mitochondrial transport. Lineage: Eukaryota; Metazoa; Arthropoda; Insecta; Lepidoptera; Papilionidae.
AAUGUGAAGAAACUAAACUUUGGCCAACUUUGGUAAACGGCUCUUGUGGACUGGACUUUGACAUUUUAAUUUUAAAUUGUUCCAACUGUGCGAGUGACUGACCUUCCUUUCUCUUCUACUAGAGACAAAUUAGCGAAAAUGUCGGAGAAAAGUAGCCCUGUAAAAUAUUUUUUGAGCGGUGGUUUUGGUGGUGUUUGUACCGUUUUAUCGGGACAUCCGAUGGACACGAUAAAAGUGAGAUUACAAACUAUGCCUCUUCCUCAACCAGGAGAAACAGUCUUGUAUAAGGGCACUUGGGACUGUUUCAAAAAGACGGUGCAACUUGAAGGAUUCCGAGGACUCUACAAGGGUAUGUCGGCGCCUUUAACAGGAGUCGCACCUAUUUUUGCUAUCAGUUUUUUCGGUUUUGGUUUAGGUAAAAAGUUGAUAAAGUCUGAGGAAGAUCAAGUGCUUACAAAGACAGAAUUAUUUGCUGCAGGUGCUUUCUCUGGUGUGUUCACAACUUCUAUUAUGGCACCUGGGGAGAGAAUAAAGUGUCUACUCCAAAUUCAACAAGGUGCAAAUGCACCACAAAAGUACAAAGGCAUGGUCGACUGUGCCAGACAGUUAUACGCAGAGGGUGGCAUGAGAAGCAUCUACAAAGGAAGUGUUGCUACAAUUUUAAGAGAUGUGCCAGCUAGUGGUAUGUACUUCAUGACAUACGAGUGGAUAAAAGAGGUCCUUGUACCAGAGGAUGCAAGUAAUAAACUGAAGAUGGUGGCUACCAUAGUAGCUGGAGGUUGUGCGGGGAUAGCUAACUGGCUGGUGGGCAUGCCGGCCGAUGUACUCAAAAGUAGACUUCAAACAGCCCCAGAGGGUACAUAUCCAAAUGGAAUGAGAGAUGUCUUCAAACAGUUGAUGGAGAGGGAGGGUCCACUGGCUUUAUACAAGGGUGUAACUCCAGUCAUGAUAAGAGCUUUCCCAGCAAAUGCUGCAUGCUUUGUUGGAUUUGAGUUGGCUGUCAAAUUCUUGGACUGGGUUGCACCAAACCUUUGAUACUAUUAAUAACAACCAUUUAGAGAUUUUUAAAUAUUUAGUUACUUUCUGUAAGUUAAAAUAUAUUUAUCUGUUACAUAAUUGUGUUUACAAUUAUAUGAAACACAGAUAAUUUAAAACAUGACAAUGUCUAAUGCUUAAAAAUGUAAAUAAAUAUCAAAAAUACAUUAAGUACAUAAGUUAAAUUCAAUUUUCUAAGUUUAACAAUGUUAUUUACUGUAAAUAAAUAAAAACUGAAAAUCAUUUGUUAAAUUAUUAUUUUAUUUUUGAUAUUUGUUAUGCAAGAUGUACUACCAAAUAUUAUUUUGAAUAAAUAUUGCCAAUGAUUUUCCAUGCGACAGGAAGUUAUAGACUUUAGACUAUUUGUUCAGUGCCUUGAAUAAACAACUAUUUUAUC